GAGAACAUAUAUAAAAAAGUUAGAUCCCUUCAAUAUCGAGAAAUUUAUUUUACAAAAAAAUUAGUCAUCUGGUCGUCUUCUUCUUCCUCUCGCCAUGAAGCUCGUCAGGUUUUUGAUGAAAUUGAACAAUGAGACAGUUUCAAUUGAGCUUAAGAACGGAACCAUUGUUCAUGGAACUAUUACAGGUGUAGAUGUUAGUAUGAACACUCAUCUAAAGGCCGUAAAACUAACUCUGAAAGGGAAAAACCCGGUUACGUUAGACCACUUAAGUGUUAGGGGAAACAACAUUCGGUAUUAUAUUCUUCCUGACAGCUUAAAUCUCGAGACUUUGUUGGUUGAGGACACACCAAGAAUCAAACCCAAAAAGCCAACUGCUGGGAAGACACCAGCUCGCGGGCGUGGCCGUGGAAGGGGUCGUGGACGCAGCCGUGUUGGUGGUCGUUAAGCAUUCAUGAUCCUAAGUUUUUAUUCUUCUUGUGACACUAGAGGGAUUGUGUGUUGUAGUGAGGCGAGUCUCGUAAAGAACAAAUUCUUGUGAUCUAAUCACCAGCAAAUUUAGAUUUAUAAAUCACAUAUGGCCAAAGAAAAUAACACUUUGUCGUUUAGAUGAGUUUAAGAAAAAUGAAACCAAGACAUUGUGCAGAAAGUAAGGCAAAAGAGGUAAUGUUUUCUUUUGAUGUUUUGAUCACUCUUCAAGCAUGAUGGAAUCCGUUACUCUGUCUU
Molecule: messenger RNA, 723 nt
Organism: Arabidopsis lyrata subsp. lyrata
Lineage: Eukaryota; Viridiplantae; Streptophyta; Magnoliopsida; Brassicales; Brassicaceae
Product: small nuclear ribonucleoprotein Sm D1
Exons: 4
Coding region: 95-445 (116 amino acids)
Biological process (GO): RNA processing; spliceosomal snRNP assembly
Cellular component (GO): U2 snRNP; U12-type spliceosomal complex; SMN-Sm protein complex
Molecular function (GO): RNA binding
Source: RefSeq, a predicted model, not a curated record